UCCGGACAGCUACAGUUCAGACGGCAAAAAGCAUUUUGGAUCGGGGCGUCAAAAGGCUUGUCCCACUGCCAAUUCAACCCGAUCUCGAGAAACCCGAACAACUAGCCACCGAGACGAAAUAAGAUGGGAACUUCAACCACACCUCCCUAGUUUGAUCGGUACCCUCUCAACGGGGGGAGAAUGUUACGCCAUGCGGCUUACCAUAGGUCAUAUUCUUAACUAUCGAUCGCGGCACUAUAAUGUCGCAGACGGAUCGUCGUGUCUGCCCGGCAAACAAACAUUGUAGUGGCAAGCGCAUGGUGCAUUAAGCAGGGCGACUUCCAGAAACGUCGACUCGUGGCCCGUAUUUUACCUCGCGUAAAAGAAUGUGGCGUGAUCCGAACGUAGUGGGGGUCGCCUUCCAGAAAAAACGAAAAAAAUCGAAAGGCGUUCAGAACUUUUCGAGAAGUCGAACCGUCAACACAUGUGGCGCUUGGCCAUGGAUCGCUGCAUUAGGUUUUCGUAAUCCCCGAAACCCAGACAAACCACUAUGGAAGUGCGGAGGUUCCCUGAUAUCGGCUAGGCAUGUUUUGACCGCAGCACAUUGUGCACAUAUGGAUGGAAUAGAAAACAUACACAAUCAUAAUAUUGUCAUUCUUAGAUUGGUGGAGGAGGUGCCAUUUUCGAGGUACGUAUAUCCCAUUUGUACGAAAGAGCCCCUACGAAAGAGCAACUUCGUCGGCUAUAACCCCCUUGUUGCUGGAUCGGGAGCAUUAAGAUAUAGACGACCACGACGUAAUGCAUUAAUGGAAGUACAAAUGCCAGUGAUUAAGAACGCCGAAUGCAAAAUAGCUUAUUCCAAAUUUCCUAAUGCACCUGAUAUCACUGAUGGUAUAAUAUGCGCCGAACAUGCUCAGGGUGGAGAGGAUUCUUGUACGGCUGACCGCGGCGGACCACUGCUGAUACAACAUGAAUUAACCUCGUAUUUAAUAGAUUAUAGAUUCCUAUACGACUCUCAGUAAAAAUUUAUCCGCACUCCAGAUAGUUAAAACUUCUGUCGACCGUAUUGAUCCAUCUGCACUCUUCGUAUGACGUCAAUAUCUGUUCAGUGCUGCUGUUGCAGGAUGCUGUGAUUCGUUUCUUGUGGUCGGAGGUUAUGUUUGAUGCCUAUAUUUAUCAAAGAUUUAAUGCACAUUAUGGAGAAAGUGUUUUGUCACGAAGUGUGUUUGAAUGGGCACAAAAGUUCAAAGAAGAUCGCACAAGUGUUAUGAAAAAACAGCUGGACGCCCGUCCACAUCCACGAUGACAACAUUGAACGUGCUCAUGAACUUAUGCUCUAUGGAAUAGACGAGUGACACUGGAUAAUGUGGCAAAUCAUUUGCAAAUCAGCCACGGCUCUGCUUAUGCAAUAGUGCACGACAGAUUUGGAUUUUAAAAAGUUUGUGCGAGAUGGAUGCCGAAAAAGCUGAUGAAAAGGUGAAGACGACGAUGCAUUCGUGGUUCGCAGCUCAGCCCAAAACAUUUUUUAAUGAGAAAAUACAAAGGUCCUUCGGCAAAUGGACAAAGUGUAUACAGAAAUCGAGUGAUUAUGUCAAAAAAUGAUGUAUGUCUUUUUUGACAAUUGCUUAAAAUAAAUUCUACACCGACAGAGCGGGCUGUUAAUCUAGAGGCUGGAGUACAAAGAAGUGGCACAAUGAUGUGGGCUGAUGACAUUUAUAAUUAUCAAGGAAUCACCCCUACAUUCGCUCAGAAUUUUAAUGAAACUGUCCCUUGGGAAGGAAGAACUGAUACCUUGAUAUCACGGUUUGUACAUCCUAUAUAUACGACAAAUUUUAGAACAUUAUAUAACGAAGAACCAGAUCGUCGUGGCCAUGUGAUGUGAAUAAAAGGACUUGAAUUUGAUGAUAUUUUUAUAAUGUUAGAUAACAUAACUAAGUAUCUUCACAGUAAGAUAGGAUGACAUGGUUUACAUGAUCUUAAU
Messenger RNA from Bombus huntii, 1960 nucleotides. RefSeq names its product venom serine protease Bi-VSP-like. Gene Ontology annotation, biological process: proteolysis. The record is from RefSeq and is a predicted model, not a curated record. Gene Ontology annotation, molecular function: serine-type endopeptidase activity. Lineage: Eukaryota; Metazoa; Arthropoda; Insecta; Hymenoptera; Apidae. The coding region runs from base 366 to 1001 and encodes 211 amino acids. The transcript is spliced from 9 exons.